Dermacentor andersoni is the source of this 4165-nucleotide messenger RNA. Its product is annotated as FHF complex subunit HOOK interacting protein 2A-like. The record is from RefSeq and is a predicted model, not a curated record. NCBI's taxonomy places the organism in Eukaryota, Metazoa, Arthropoda, Arachnida, Ixodida, Ixodidae.
UAAACAUGGCGGCUUCGAACCUCUGCUUACGAGUGCAGCUGAUGCGCGAAAAUAAUGAGAGACUUUUCGAUUCGUCCGACUCUUCCUCAUCGUCCCUGACCGCAAUGGGUGCAGCGGCGCCUCUCUUCUGACGAAACAGUUUGUACAAUUCAAUGCAACUAUGUGCCGAGGAAGCAAGCUACUCUGUCUGGCAGCGACACGUAAAUCUGUCGUGUGGGGUUGUCGCCGCAGCUUGGCAGAUGGCUAUUUUAAGCGUUCGCUAACGUAGCCGCCCGCGUCAAGAUGUUCUCUCGACUUGCCACCGCAUUUUCUAAUGCGGUGGACGCGUUAGCUCCGCCGCUGCCAUUGCACGAGGAGUUCCUGUGGCAUUGGACAGCGAUAAUGAAGUUCUACACCGACCGCAACUCGAACAGCAAGAAACCCAUCGAGCUCACAGGUUUGGCCGGACGCCUCGAAGAAAUGUCCAAGAUCUUAGAACAGGAGGAAGCCGAGCUGGGAAGCGACAACAUGGGGCCAUGUAUGGAAUACUUCUUGCAGCACAAAAUGCUCGAACAGAUGAGCGCCCUGUCGAGAGCGGACACUCCCCCCGGGAUCAAAAAGUGCGUUCUUGUGUUCACUACGCGGCUACUGUCCAACAGCAAACAAGUGUUGCUGCCACAGAUGGGGAUAUACACUGCCGUCCAAAAGCUCAUCGGCCUUUGUGGCGAAGUUCUGGCGGCGCCGACAGAACGGGAAGAGGCUGGCUUUCUUAACGUCAUCUGCCAAAAAAUCCGAGCCGACCCGAGCAUCCUUACCUGCUUCUUACCAAGAGUGCUGGAAGAGAGGCAUUGCACGUCCAUUGUAAAUGGAAAGCAACCAGAUGGAGGCUGUGGAGACACUUCUGCAGUGUCGUUUCCGUUACUUCGAGCCUGCCUUACCCUUAUGGAGAGUGCGGACUCCGACGUUUCUACGCUCGCAGCAGAGUGCCUUAUAUUGUGCAUGUCUAACCUAGGCGAUGAUGUCGCACGCUAUGUAAUCGCCAAGUCUAACAUGUGUUCAAGCGUGGUUCAUCACCUAGUCAAGCUCUACUGUGCCAUACCUCGCACACUGAAAGCUGCCGACAUUGACGAAGCAGUGACUUCUUGGUGCGCCGACACUGUUGCUUCCUGUGGUUCAACAGACCACCAAGUUAUCGCCCCUGGAAAGCGGAAACUUCUCUGCUUCUUUAAGUGGCUAGGCUUCACGGACACCUUGGUUGAACUGUCAAAUGCCCUCAUAGGUGCUGAGCUAGGCAAGACAUUCUUGGACGAAUUCCUGCAGGGUCCUCUCCUUGACGACUUCACUAAAGCAGAGUCUGAAGAGAGCUUCCUUUUCAUUACUUCACUAGUCACCACUUGCUUACGCAAUCUUAAUUCAAAAGACUUAGUUGUCAUUGUGGGAAGCUUCUUGUUAGGUGAUCAGAAAGGUUCCCGUGCUUCACCAAAGGACAUGCUGUUAGAGCGUGGCCGCGAUCCUAACGCUUCUCCACAGCUUGUGCUCGCCACCCUUCAGGCCUUUGAAGAGCUGUUGCAAAGGCCUUCAAAAGAAAUCCUAGAUAUCUUGCUGCUUAGCCACCUUGUUGGCCGCAACUACCAAAAUGACUUUGCUGCUGAAGUUUUUGAUUUCAGUGACGACGAUGAAGAGGGAUUGUGCAAUCGAGCGGGCAAGGCAAACAUGAGUGACUUCGAAAUUUCGCCCGGUUCAUCACCAGUUAGCCGCACGUUUGCACCUGCACAGAUUCAUCGCAUUCUCAACUGCUUUCUAAUGCUCUUACCCGAUGAAAUAAAGUCGUGCGAGGAGACUGACUCUGGCUACGAUGCAUACAUUUCCGACGCACACCGGCAGUAUCAGGACAUGCUCGCAGUCACCGAUGGUUGGGAGUGGCCUAGUGAGCCCGUGAGAGAGGAACAACCAAGUGCCGAAGACGACCAGAGUUCAGAUUCGCAGCCUGAGGCUGACAGCCUCCACCGCAGCUUCUACGAAGGCCCUUUCUUGUCCAUGCUGCUGGACCGUAUCGAAAACAUGCACAGACAGCCGUAUGAUGUGAACCUGCUGGUAACCUCUCUCAUUUCCCGGCUUGCACUGUUUGCCCACCCGAACCUUCACGAGUACCUUUUGAACCCGCUGCUGCCUUUGGUCCCUGGAGCAAGGUCAUUGUUCAGUGCCCUCCUGAAAGUUGUGGAAGAGAUUCAAGUGGCAGUUCACGGCAUGGAAAACCUCAAGCGCAAACUCAUGCUGACACGCAAUGCACUUCUCAAUGACAGUGGAGACGACUGCACACUAGGCGAAGAGUCUGGUGUCUUGGAAGCCAUCAUUGUCCUUGAGGAGUUCUGCAAAGAGCUUGCAGCUGUGGCAUUUGUCAAGUACCAUGCAGCUGCUUAGGUGGCUAGACUGCAGCUUUUGCUCAGUGUAAAACAGAAAAAAGAAUUCCAUGUGAAAAGACUAAGUGCACGAACUUCGAGAAGGCCUACAUGGUGGUGAUUGAGACAUGGCUCAAUCUUUGAUGUAUUGCUUCAGCACAGUGCUCUCCUUUAUUUGAACUGGUGUUUCACCAGCCAAAGAAAGCUGUAGUGUAAACAUAUACCAUUGAUUAGCUUGACUGUGUUCAUGACAACUUUAUUGCUGUUGUAAUGUUUUAAAUUCAUCACAACUGCAGCAUAGCAAGCAUUAUUUUCCAAUGACUGCAGACACUGAUGUUAAUUUUAGCUUUUUUAAAAGCAUUUUUGCAACAAGAAGAGACAGGCCCUUCAGUGGCACCAGAAGCACCUACAUACACAACAUAGUGAUGUAUUUCUUUACCAGAAAUCACAUUUUAUAUGCUUUUAAUUUUAUUGCUUUGGGAUAUUGUUCCAUGGUACAUAUACUGCGCUGUCCUUCGCACAAAAUGUGAUGCAGUGCCGCGCCUGUGCAUGACGUUUGCAAGUGUACCUUAUCCAGGAAAGUGCACAGGGUCUUCAGUGGCAUUGCAGGAUUUGUACAUGUAUGACAGAACUGUUGCUGAAUGAGUCUACUACUGUAGACUGUAAGAAAAAUUACAUUUGUUAGCUCUGGCGAUCUCUGAUGUGAGGUCUUAGUGAUGCUGGAGAGAGGAGGAGGAGGAAUAAACAGUUAUUUUUGAAAUGGUAUCCCAGGGUAAGCCCCAGCUCUACUCUAGGUGGGAAGUCUCCUCAUUCCAGGAACCCUCUGGCCUGAAUAAAAAUUUUAUUUGGAGGACAAGCAAGUGAAAAUGACUGAUGCACAUUGUGCUGAACAUUUUUAAGCAAUGUAACUGGGCAAACCACUGAUGCUGUAAAAUAAAGCAAAUCAGCCUGUUGAAUGUUGUAUUUUAGAACUGGUACUGCAAGUUGGAUGAUUUUGUGCAAUAUGAAAGAAAUUGUUGCUGAUUGUAGUUUUCUUUAUUUGCUUUAUAUUGCUGCCGAUUGCAACUUCUGAAGUUCCUUUUACUCUGAGUGGUAGCAUAGUUGGCAGCAUCAGAACAAACAGUGCCCUUGUAGGGCGGCACGGGAACCAUGAGUGACGAUUACGAGUGCUGAGAGUACAAGCACACUGUGACAGGCGGUACACCACAUGUUCUAUGCAAAAGCAAGAUGAGAAGUCUGCAACCUAAACUACAGUUAUCUAUACCGUUGAUUUUCGUAAAAGCUGCAGCCAACAUGAAAAUAUCUUUGUUAAAUCCAAUAUUUGUUAUAAGCAUAUAUGUCUGACACACUGUCAGUGAGAGAUUUUAUAUUUAAUUUGUUGUACCUAAUAAUUAGUUAUACCUAUGUUUGACUGUAGUAGCAGUGCCGAAACUGUUUGGAACGUUUAGUAUUUUAUUUAGAAAGACUUCACAGGCCUACGAAGAGGCAUAGUGUGAGGGGGGCAUAUGGUACAGCUUAUCACAAAAUGCAAUAGGUAAAAAGAUAUCGAUGCAUAAACAUAAAAAGAUAAACAUUGGCAUAAAACGAUGAAAUUUACAUAUGUACAGAAAGAUGUCAAAAACAAAGGAAAAAAAUGGAAAAUCAAUCCAAAGGAUUGACUUACAUUGCCAAUAAGCAAGAAUAUGAAGCUUCAAUGCGUCGUCCGCCUGCUAAACCAAUAUGUGAAAUCAAAAAUCCAACUGAAAAAGAUGUGCAGAUUGGAAGCGUUUUUGUUUGUUGCACACUGG